Messenger RNA from Cuscuta europaea, 2081 nucleotides. The record is from the annotation of a GenBank genome assembly. NCBI's taxonomy places the organism in Eukaryota, Viridiplantae, Streptophyta, Magnoliopsida, Solanales, Convolvulaceae.
ACAUUUGUUUUUUCUCUCGUGUUAAUUAUAUUCGUUCAUCUAGAAACUCCCAUCGGUUACUGCCAUUUAUGUCUCUCAGAGUCUCAGUAGCUCGUAUGGUCAUUGAAAUCAUCUCUCAUUCUAUCACCGAAGCUACAUCUCUUGCUCGUCUUGUCUCCGGAACUGAUGCUCGGCCGUGUGGUAGUCGCUCGCUCUAAUCGGUAAAACCUCUUGUAAGUUUUUUUCGAACUUCACUUUUUUAACGUUUUCUACUUCUCUUUUUGAUUUCAAUGUCUUUCAUAUUCAGAAUAUCUAAUGUAGAACUCCUUUGUUAGCCGAUCAAUGCUGAGAAAUUAAAAAUCGAUUUAUAUUUGAAUACUUGUCCGACUUGGAUUUCAUUGUCUUGCAUGUUGUUUUUUUCAAUUUGUUCUGCUUUUGUUGAAUACCUAAUGUUAAAUACCUAUUGUUGAAUCGUUUACCUCUGAUUUUGUUCUGCUUCAUGUGAGGCUAUCCAUGAAGAGUUAAGAGGCAGAAUACUGGCAACUGAAAAAAAAUAGAGACUGAAGAAUGAGAUUCUUUUGUAUGAGUAGAAGUUCAAAGUUCAGGAUGAUGCAAUUACCAAACUGAAUUCGUUUGUUCAGCAUUUGGUUAACACACAGUCCACCAAUCACACACCUCCAGAAGUCCACAAUGGCUUCUCGAGUUGACAGGUCUGGUUUUCAAAUUUCACUUACACCUUUAGUAUCACACGAGGGAAAUGAUGGGAAUGAUGAUAUUGGAUUGAACCAAACGAUUAGCAUAGCUUAUGAAAUGCUUGAGGGCAGUGAUAUCCAUCAGAUUAUAGGUGUUGCUUGUAUCUCAUCGAAUAAUAUUGUCCAAAUAAAGGUUAACAAAUUGUCGACUGAUGUUACACAUCUACCAGCUGAUCCCAUGCCCCAAAAUGAGCGCCAUAAACGCAAAGCAAUGGAACCUAAAAGAUACACACCUGGGUCUGAAGCGAUUAAAAAGGCCAAGAAAUCAGAUGUUCAUGCCGCCACGACCAAUCCAUUGACUGACACGCCCUUUUUGCUUAUAAAUAACCCUUCCAAACGUCAACAAUUCCACAAUUUUGUGAUGAAAAGACUACUCAGAGCUAACCACCAAGUGAAUGUUCAAAUUGCUUACACGCCUGACAUAGAUAAAGACUUUCUUAUUGAGCUUGAUCCUGGCCUUUGCAUUGAAUCAAAGACCUGGCUUUACAAACUAUACUAGAUGGGUCAGUGGCUAGAUGCAACGCAUGUUUGUUCGAUAUGUUUCUACCUAUGCAUGAAAGGACAAAUGUGGGGUUGGCCUCAGAAGUUCUCGACUGUCGAAACACACUUUCCACAACAUUUUAACCGUCUGUAUCAAGCGUAUACUGAAGAUCGUUCCUCCCCAAGCAAGUCAGUCUCUGAUAGGUUCUUCACUGACAAUGCACUUGGUGAUCCAACUCAGUAUUUACUCUCAUGUCUUUAAGCUAACUACAUUUACUUUCCCCUCACUUUGUCUUCCAAGCAUUGGAUUCUUGUAAUUCUUGAUGACCGUGCUCGGAUUCUAUGAGUUUAUGAAACCAACAAUCGUCGGACUACAGUGACACAUAAUAUUCAGGUAGAAAUGCAAGGUCUCAUUCACUAUUUGUCAUUGUUGUUGGCAGAAUUGCAGUCAAAAUCACUUCCUCAAUUUCUGAUAGUGACUACUCCAUUUUCUUGUUCCAUGUUUUCUCGAGUCCGACAACAGAUUAAUGGUGAUUGUGGUUUCCUCAUGUUAAACAUGGCUGAAGCGAUGCAGAUAGGAUUUCCAAUCAGUACCAUUUGUCCCAUUAGUACUCAUGAAUUCCAAAGUGGGCCCACAAUUUUAUGUUUAUGGGAGUAAAACGGCUAAAAAAAAUUCAGUUCUAGUCUUAGUUUCAUCAUUUUUAAACUAAUUCUCAAGUUGUUUCCUUAUGUACGAUACUCACUAUAAUUUUGCCCCUGUGUUUUGUUUUAGCUUUGAAAUCUCUUAUUAUAUUGAUGUCUUGACUCUAAGGAAUCUCUGUUUUCAGACAUAUUUGGUCCAUAUUAUAUAAAGACUUGUUUUGCUUUAUG